Molecule: messenger RNA, 1558 nt
Organism: Corythoichthys intestinalis (scribbled pipefish)
Lineage: Eukaryota; Metazoa; Chordata; Actinopteri; Syngnathiformes; Syngnathidae
Gene: ankrd39
Product: ankyrin repeat domain 39
Exons: 4
Coding region: 260-829 (189 amino acids)
Biological process (GO): protein K6-linked ubiquitination
Cellular component (GO): BRCA1-A complex; BRCA1-BARD1 complex
Molecular function (GO): protein binding; ubiquitin-protein transferase activity
Source: RefSeq, a predicted model, not a curated record
UUGAAUCGUGUUGUGCUUGUAUUUGUUUACAAAUAAGGACUAAAUAAAUCAUUCACUACAUUUUAAGUAGUUUUCGCAACUAAUUCAAUUAAAGCAUGAUACAUUGUGCUUAAAUUUAUUCUCAAUGUGAUGCUCAGGGUAUUAAGAGGUUUGACUUGUACAGUGCAGCGCACUUUUGGCAAACAAAACUAAUAAGAGGCAAAUGCUUGCUCUUCAUAAAUGGGUUAAAUGCUUGAAUAAUGGCGAUUGAAUUUUAUUUAUGUCACUGCAGAUGAACACAAUGGCCUCUGUUGGAGAACAUAGCUGUUCGUGCUGCAGCCUUCCCGUCUCUCCCAGUGUUCACCAGACAGUUAACGAGAUGGAUUUUGAACGAGGCAUCUGGUCGGCCGCGAUGGAUGGAGACUUGAAGAGAGUCCAAUCAAUAAUCCAAAAAGGCACCAAUCCAAACCUUAGGGACUCCGCUGGAUACACAGCUCUACACUAUGCAAGUCGCAGCGGUCAUUUCACUGUAUGUGAGUUUCUACUAAAGAAAGGUGCUUGUGCAUCUCCUCAGACACCAGGUGGUGCCACGCCACUUCAUCGGGCAUCAUUCUGCGGUCAUGUGAAUGUUGUCAGAUUGCUGCUGCACCAUAAAGCUGAUCCAUUGACCACUGACGAUGAUGGCGCAUCACCUCUACACAAGGCUGCUGAACAAGGACAUGAAAAUGUCUGUCAACUGCUUCUUGAGGCCUGUCCUGCCCUUUGCAGUCAGAAAAACAAGAGGCUUCAGCUACCCUACCACAUGGCCUCUGAAGAACAUUUGCAAAAGCUCUUAAAACAAUUCUUGUAACUGUACGUGGGUGGAAAAGCACCAACAGUACAAAGCUUAAAACUGUGACAUCCUUAGAUCUGGUGUGGAUUCUUUGGCUUGCCCAAAGGCGCCAUGACGAUGCCAAAUAAGCAGCACUCGUGCUUGUUCUAGCCACGUUUUCAAGAACUGACUUAUUGCCUUUCAGUCAAGACCACAUGCAUUAUACCUUUCUUUAAAUUGACCACUUAGCUCUAAUAAACUCAGAUACAAGCUGUUUUAACAUUUGCCACCCACAAACUCAAUAAGUAAGCGACAUUCUUAUAUCUUUAUUUCCUAUUAAUACAUUCGAAAUCUAAAUGAAUGCAACAUCGGUUCUGCGCAUAUACUGGAAGCUGUAUUACAUGUGUGAAACUAUGGAGGUAGAUUUCUGUCUUUAUUAUUCAAUCAAAAAAAGUUGCUUCAAUAAAAAAAAAGUCACUAAAUGUGUUUAAAUGCAAAAAUAAAUUGGAAACUCAAUAAAAUGCAUUUGAAAAACGAUUUUUGAUUGAUUGAUUUCUUUUUUUUUUUUUUUAUUGGUUUUUUUUUUUUUGAUUGAAGCAACUUUUUUGGGGAUUGAACGAUUUAGACACAAAUGUCCUACCCAUAAUAUGGCCCAAACACAAAAAGAACUGCUUAAAUCAAAGAAAACAUUUUAAAUAAAAAAAAAAAAAAGUGUUCAAAUGCAAUUUUUUCAGUCUCAGAUAUUUCUUUCGCAUCCAAAAACGUUUU